UAAUGCCAAUCGAACGUCACAAGUUGAAUGACGCCUCGAAUGUUGUAUUGAUAUUUAAUAUACAUUUAAAAUUUAAUUUAAUUUAAAAUUAUUUCGUCAUGUCUUUGAAAAGCCGUGUUUGGGAAAAGUUGAAGAAGAAGUUUGAUGACGGUGAGGUAGACUCCCCUCUGAAAUACACGUACGUCAAACAAGUGUCAUGCCUAAUGAGUUCCGUCGGCGCCUGGCCUCACAGGCAGUUUGGUCGCCAGAAACUCCACACUCUGCUAUCAAUCUAUAAUCUCGGGCUACAUGGCGUGUGCGCAGGCAUGUUUAUUCUUGGGCUGUUGUAUUGGCGGCAGCGCAGACAUAAUAUGUCGUUUUUCGAUUCGGGGCACAUAUUUUUGUGUAUGCUUUUUGACCUUUUGGUUUUGCUGAGAUUCAUGGUGACUCAGACAACGAAAUAUCAAGAAACAAUUAAAGCUUUUUUGCUUGAAUUUCACCUGUUUUACUUCAAGGAUCGAUCGCCGUAUGCUGCAAAGGUCCACACGCAAGUUCAUACCAUAUCGGGCAUGUUCAGUUUUUACGUCAUAUGUCAGAUGGCCCACGGCAUGGCAUUGUUCGUGCUAAUGCCUUGCUACAGUAACUUACGCAAAGGCAUGUUUGGCAAAAACAGGCCUGAGAAUAGCACCUUCGAGAAUUCAGCUUACUACUACCUACCGGACGCCUGUUAUACUACUUUACGAGGAUACUGGAUAUUACUCGCUUUCAAUGCUUUCUCGUCUUACAUUAUAACUAUUGGUCUCUUCGAGUUCGACCUUAUGAUCAGUAUGAUGGUCUUCCAAAUCUGGGGUCAUCUAAAAAUUUUGAAAAAUAGCUUGUUAACUAUGCCUUUGCCGGUAAACAGCAAAGACGGCUUGUAUUCACCAGAAGAGAAUAUCAAAAUCAAAGCAUUGUUGAAGGAAAUUAUUGAACAUCACACCCUGAUUAUAAAAUUCGUGGACGGAUGUUCCAAUACGUUUAGCGAGUACCUGUUCACGUUCUACCUGUUCAUGCAGUUCAUCACCUGCAUCUUACUGCUGGAAGUAUCUUCGUUCACAGCAGACGCUCUGGGUAAAUACGGCCCCUUAACCAUUGGGAUGCAUCAGCAGUUAAUACAAGUGUCUAUACUUUUUGAAGUCUUGAAUACAAAGAGCAACGAACUGAUCGACGCUAUGACACAAAUACCAUGGGAACAUAUGAACACGAGCAACAGAAGAACAGUGUUGUUCUUGAUAUGCAGGAUUCAAAUUCCUGUCUCUUUGAAGGCUGGUGGGAUGGUGCCGGUCGGAGUCAAUACAAUGCAGGCGGUCUUGAAGGGUUCGGUGACGUACUAUAUGAUGUUGAAGGCUUUCGCUGCUGAGGGGUAAAUUUUGUUAGAGAAGUGGAGGAACAACUUAAGAGGAAAUACCAGCUGAGCCUCUUUCAAAUUUGAGAAUUUUAGAUAUAAUUCUUCGUUUUAAU
Messenger RNA from Cydia pomonella (codling moth), 1479 nucleotides. RefSeq lists its product as uncharacterized. Lineage: Eukaryota; Metazoa; Arthropoda; Insecta; Lepidoptera; Tortricidae. Gene Ontology annotation, biological process: detection of chemical stimulus involved in sensory perception of smell; sensory perception of smell. The record is from RefSeq and is a predicted model, not a curated record. Gene Ontology annotation, molecular function: odorant binding; olfactory receptor activity. The transcript is spliced from 8 exons. The coding region runs from base 99 to 1385 and encodes 428 amino acids. Gene Ontology annotation, cellular component: plasma membrane.